AUGGACUCUCGACGGCAGGACCAAGGCCAGUCAAGAUACCGAGGUUCCGCGUACCCAAACUACAGCGACUGUGGACUUUCUGAAGAGCUCGAGCCCAUCGGAGGCGACUCCGCCGCGUACAAUGAGCCCGUGCGGGGCUCGCAUACGUUGGGCCGGUGUGGCCCUAAACAAUACUCUCGGGACUUUCGAUCAAGCUUCAGCCCCGUUGAUCAUCGACCAAACGACCGGACGCCUACGGAUGGACAAAGCUUGCGGGAGUGGCUCGACCAGAACCGUGCACCCGACACUCCAGAGGAAAUCCGUCAGCUAUGGCCCGGCCUGGCCAGAUUGUGCCGGUCUCUCGGCAGUCCCCUCACCGGAUGCCGCGACGGCGCUCAGUUCGGCGCAGCCGGCGCCGACGUCCGGCACGACAUCACACCCGCCAACAUAUUCUUUGUCUCGUCCCCAUACGACUCGUCCAGUAGCGGCGGUCAGUGCGGCGGCGGAAAAGUAGACGUCAAGCUCGGCGACCCGGGCUGGAGCCGCCAACUACAGCCGAUGCCAGAUCUGUCCAAGCCUUACCCCUGGUCCCCAAGCAACUACGUCGCCCCUAAGCAGUUCAUCGGGCAUGGGAAUGACGCUUAUGUCGGGAUGACCAGCAGCAGCACCGAUCUUUGGUCGAUGUCCUGCUUAAUGCUCGAGGUCGCCGUGUGGCUGGGAGGAGGAACCCAGGCCGCCGCGGAAUUCUUCCGGACCCGGGUGCAUAAGAAGGAACAAUCGGACCGCUUUCCCACAUCCCCAUUUAUCGUCGGCUACGAAGGCUGCUUCCACAAUGGCGAGGAGGCGCUUACUUCUGUCAAAGGAAUAGCAGUACCGACUAACAGAAACCAAUGGGUCUUCGACGGCAUCACCGGGAGGAUCGUCGACUCCCUCGUCGAAAACAUCCUAGUGAACGCCAAACAGAGGCCUGGCAUCAGUUGGACGGCACGGAGCAGUCCCAUCAAGCCCUACAUCCAGCAAGCCCGGGCGGAUUCUGGAGUUAAUUGGGGUACGGACGGCUCAAUUCCCCGGCGCUUGUCCACCAAAUCGGACAACUUCAAAUCGCCGCCCCAGGCAGGAGAGCAAACCCGAGUACCGCUCGUUCGAAAGCAACCGAAGCAUAGCGAAGCCACGUCGACUGUGUCAGCGACUACCGCAACGCUUGGGAGUGGUCACGGGAGCCUGAUCUCCUCAAAGUCAUGGAACCUUUCCUUGCAGACGUUCAAAGAGAACUCGAUGGACGUGACCAUGUAUGUUUUGCUACAUGUUAUCUUCCUCAUCGAUAACUACGGCGACAUGAUCGAGCACGAGGGGCAGCUCAAACGCGCCCUCGAGGCCAUCGUCAAGGUCGUCAAGCACGUCGACCGGUAUGGCCCCGAGGUAUGGUUCACGUCGGCCCCGCCCCAGCGGCACCACGGCUUCCCCUGGCUGUCCUACGCGCCCGCCCCGCUGCCGCCCGGCACAAACAUCUACGUCAUAACCUCCGGCGUCUGGGGCCAGCCCGAGGCGGCGGGCGGCGGCGAUCCGACUUUGGGCGUCGCGCGCUAUCCGCGCCUUCAUCAGGAGCUAGCAGGACGCCGGACGUCUCGACAGCCACACCGUGGUCCGGGUGGCGCGCACGCGGAUAGCGACGACGAUUACGACUAUUACGACGACGAAAAGGAUGGUGAAAAGGAUGUGUAUGACGGUGACGACGAGAAGGGCGGCGUGUUGCAAGGAGAAGGGAGGCAAGACACGAGAACCCAUACGGUGUGCAUGCGGUCUAUUCUGCUGGGCGCAACAGACAAGCAGGAAGAUGCCAGGACGGAGAAUCAUAGGGCCUUCGGCUAA
This is a messenger RNA of Gaeumannomyces tritici R3-111a-1, 1848 nucleotides long. RefSeq lists its product as hypothetical. NCBI's taxonomy places the organism in Eukaryota, Fungi, Ascomycota, Sordariomycetes, Magnaporthales, Magnaporthaceae. The coding region runs from base 1 to 1848 and encodes 615 amino acids. The record is from RefSeq and is a predicted model, not a curated record. Gene Ontology annotation, biological process: protein phosphorylation. Gene Ontology annotation, molecular function: protein kinase activity; ATP binding. The transcript is spliced from 5 exons.